UUUACAAAAUGGCCGCUUUCAGUGUGUUGGUUCGUAUAUGGAACUUAUAAGUGAUAUUUUUUAUUUAUGCCAUUGAAAAGCAAGACAGAAGCGGUUAAUAUAACGUACUAGGAUGAGUUCUGGCCUAGCACCGAGUAGGAGCACGGCGUACGUAAGCAACUUGCCGUUUAAUUUGACUAACAACGACUUGCACCAGUUAUUUGAGAAGUACGGUAAAGUGGUCAAGGUAACUGUCCUUAAAGACAAACAAACAUGGAAAAGUAAAGGCGUUGCAUUCGUGCUGUUUUUGGACCCCGAUUCUGCCAGGCGAUGUGUAAGUGCUCUGGACAAAACGGAGCUCUUCGGUCGCACUCUUAAGGCGAGCAUUGCCAAGUACAACGGCCGGGCACCGGAAUUCAUCAAGCGAAAGGAAUAUAAAGACAAAUCCAAGUGCUACGAAUGUGGGGAGGCAGGACAUCUGAGCUACAAUUGUCCAAGAAAUGCAUUCGGAGACAGGGAAGCUCCGAAGAAAAAGGAAAAAAAGCGUAAAGCUCAAACCGGAUUCGGCGUGAGGCCCAAAAGACCUCUCAAGAGUGAAGAGGUUCAAGAUGAAGAAGUUGAAGAUGAAUCUGAUGAAGGUGAAGAUCCUGCACUGGAAAGCCUCAGUGCUGCCAUAAAAUAUGAGCAAAUGAAAUAUAGUACAGCUGAAGAGUCUGCCUCGGCAGCUCUGAAAAGGCAAACAAUUAAGCAGAGCAGUUACUUCAGUGAUGAAGAGGAGGUUGAUGAAGAUGCAUGACGUUGAGGAGAGCAGUCCAAAAGGGCCUAUGUGUGGAGAACGAUAAUGUAAGGGCAGCGCACACACACACAGCUAGAAAUUGAUCCUUAAGUGUUGUCCCUUCCAGCAUAGGCCUGCACGCAUAAAGGCAGUGCUGUGCUGGAGUUUGCACAUAGUCCAUGUACAUACAUAAAUGUUCCAUUUGUACAGAACAAGUUUAGCAUGCCUGUGGUUAACAAAGAGCCGGAGAUGUAGGUCAGAAUUCAAUGCAACGUUUUUGGAUUUGCAGAUAAUUGGAGCCACCUCAAUUAUGUAAAUAUCUAUUCAUUAAUUUAAAGGGGGCAAUAAACAGCUGGCAGAACA
Molecule: messenger RNA, 1117 nt
Organism: Ornithodoros turicata
Lineage: Eukaryota; Metazoa; Arthropoda; Arachnida; Ixodida; Argasidae
Product: zinc finger CCHC-type and RNA-binding motif-containing protein 1-like
Exons: 5
Coding region: 113-775 (220 amino acids)
Biological process (GO): mRNA splicing, via spliceosome
Cellular component (GO): U12-type spliceosomal complex
Molecular function (GO): zinc ion binding; RNA binding
Source: RefSeq, a predicted model, not a curated record